AAUUAAUAAAAACACAGAGGGAGAGGGAGAAAUUGUGUGUACCAUGGCGGGGUUACUAGCAUGGGCGGCGGACGUGGUGGGUGGCGGCGGAGGAGUAGACGAAUCAGAUCCGAUUUCGAUCCCAAUCAUGUUUUCUGAUGAUGAGCAAAAGUACGUUGUGGAACUCGAUCAGAAGGCAGCGUCUCUGCGCCGUUCGAUCCACGAUCUACGUCUGAGAUUACCUCCACAAGACAUCUCUCAAAGCCUCCCUCAUCUCCACGCGCACUCCGUCGCUUCCAACGCCGCACUCGCUCUCCAAUUGAACUCUCACUCCGCCACUCGCCAACAGGCCCAACUGAGAGAGGUGACGCUGAAGGAAGAAAACGCUGCAUUCGAGAACGCGAUCUCGAAUUGCCAGAACAAGAUUAAGGAAAAAUUGCAAGAGGCUGAGUUGCUGAAGAGCAAGUUGGAGGAGAUGGACGAAACUGAAAAGAAACUGAAAGCUGACGUGGACAGUGUGCGGUUGCGAUCUUGGAUAUCUGACGGUUGGGAUGAAGAAGCGAAGAUGAAUCCUAAAGGUGGAUCAGAUGCGGGGGAUGCAGAAGCGUUGAAAUCUGCUAUGCUUGACGAAUUGGAAAAGAAGAAGAAAGAUUUGAGUUCAAUGGAGGAUACUGUGCGAGAGUUGGAGAAGAAAUGGGGACAAGUGCAGGAAAAUUCACUUAAACAGCCCUCCCCAGCGCAAAGAGAGAAGACAUUGGAUAAACAGCUUCACGGUCUAAUUGAGCAACUAGCAGUUAAACAGGCACAAGCUGAGGACCUACUCAGCGAAAUUCAUAUGAAAGAGAUGGAGUUGCAAAGAUUGAAUGGACUUUGGCGACGACUGGAAAGCAGCAAUUCAGAGGUGAAUGCUGCUAGGAAUCGGUUUGUUAAAAGCUCCUAUGAUAAGUUAUCAGAUCAAGAUGGUCCUCAGAGGCUUCCUUACCAUUCUGCUGGCAGAACUGAAAGCCAGCAGAGGCUUAUGCUACUCAGGUCGGCGUUUGUGCUUUAUAUUUUUGCUUUACACAUACUGGUAUUUUUCAGGAUAUCAUUUUGACCAGCAUUGACAUAUUAAUAUGAUAAUGUUACUUUUCAAUGUUCAUGUUUUUUAACCUUUGAUUGUACUUAUUAAAUAUCUCGUGUAUAUGUAAAGAAGU
Gastrolobium bilobum is the source of this 1172-nucleotide messenger RNA. Its product is annotated as sporulation-specific protein 15. The record is from RefSeq and is a predicted model, not a curated record. The transcript is spliced from 5 exons. The coding region runs from base 44 to 1072 and encodes 342 amino acids. Lineage: Eukaryota; Viridiplantae; Streptophyta; Magnoliopsida; Fabales; Fabaceae.